Messenger RNA from Helianthus annuus (common sunflower), 939 nucleotides. Its product is annotated as 60S ribosomal protein L5, mitochondrial-like. Gene Ontology annotation, molecular function: structural constituent of ribosome; RNA binding. The record is from RefSeq and is a predicted model, not a curated record. Gene Ontology annotation, biological process: translation. The transcript has a single exon. Bases 358 to 921 code for a protein of 187 amino acids. Lineage: Eukaryota; Viridiplantae; Streptophyta; Magnoliopsida; Asterales; Asteraceae. Gene Ontology annotation, cellular component: cytosolic large ribosomal subunit; ribosome.
ACGUCUUUCUUAGGGAAACCUACUACGAGAUUCUGAUAAAUAGCAUUGAUAGUUUGAGAUUCCAGGAGCUACUGUAUUUGCUGGAUGAGUUCAGCAAGGUAGCGUCGUAGUUUAGUAGCUGCUGAACUAACGAAAGAAAAAUGGAACCAGAUACAUUCUUAAAGGAAUGCGCUUUGCCUUACACAAUAUAAAAAAGAAAAAGAGAAUAAAAAUAGAAAGAUGAAGGAACAAAGUUGACACAAUCCCUUUCUUUCCGUUGGUCAACAACCAACAAAACAAAAUCGUUUAGUUCUUCACUACUCGUACAGGAAGGCCUCUCUUUCUGUAUGGGGGGAAUCAAAGAAAGGCAAUCAGAGAAUGUUUACACUCCAUUUUCAUUACGAAGAUGUAUCACGUCAGGAUCCGUUGCUCAAACCGAAUCACGCCAACGUUAUGGAAGUUCCUGGAUCGUGUAAAAUAAGAGUAGUACCAAAGGCAGCACCUUCUGAUUUCAUAAUCAAAAAUGGAAAAUUGGCUAUGGAGAUUCCGUGCGGGCAGAAAUUAAUACAGACACAAAGGGCUUCGACAGGAAAGUCGUUUCGAUCCAAUCCAUUCUUGGGGUCAAAUAAAGAAAAAAAAGGAUAUGUCAGUGACCUAGCACGGCAAAGCACUCUCCGAGGUCAUGGAAUGUCUCAUUUUUUGGUAAAAAUCUCCGCAGUAAUGUCUCUGUUAGAUUUUCCGGUCGAAAUACGGGAAAAGUCCAUUCAAUUCUUGAUGGAAAUGGAGUUUUGCGAAUUCUCCCCGGAACUGGAAGAUCAUUUCGAGAUCUUCGAACAUAUUAGGGGGUUCCAUGUCACUAUUUUAACUUCGGCCAACACACAAGAUGAGACUUUACCACCGUGGAGCGGCUUUUUUCAAAAAGAUGAGGGGGAAAGUCAGUAAGAUGUCGGAGAAGCAAAA